Molecule: messenger RNA, 2099 nt
Organism: Rosa chinensis
Lineage: Eukaryota; Viridiplantae; Streptophyta; Magnoliopsida; Rosales; Rosaceae
Product: heat shock cognate 70 kDa protein
Exons: 2
Coding region: 259-1860 (533 amino acids)
Biological process (GO): cellular response to unfolded protein; protein refolding
Cellular component (GO): cytoplasm
Molecular function (GO): misfolded protein binding; heat shock protein binding; ATP-dependent protein folding chaperone
Source: RefSeq, a predicted model, not a curated record
CAAAUUUUGCCAAAACCCCAAGAACGGGUCUGGGUUUGUAUUUGUUACUGGUGAUUCGAGAUAACUUGUGUGUGUUUUCUUUUCGGGUUUGGUUCAAAGCGUUGAUGGACCUUUAACCAGAAAUAAGUUGUUUGAACUUCCCUGCAUAAUUAUGUCAUAGGAAAGCAUAAAUUGUUGCAUUAAAUCUUUGACUUGCCCAACUCGCAAGCACUUUGAUCGUAAGUGUGUUUAUUUUAGUUUUGAGUUUUUUAGGUGAGAAUGGCUGGAAUAGAAGGUCAUGCAAUCGGAAUUGAUCUCGGCACAAAGUACUCAUGUGUGGGAGUUUGGAAGCAUGAUAACAAUAAUGUGGAAAUCAUAGUGAACGAUCAGGGCAACAGGACCACGCCGUCAUGUGUUGCCUUCACUGAUACUGAGCUUCUGGUAGGAGAAGCAGCGUUUAAUCAGAUCAUGAGAAACCCCGAAAACUCCAUCUUUGAUGCAAAGCGGUUAAUUGGCAGGAAAUUCAGUGAUGCAUCUGUUCAAAGUGACAAGAAGCUCUGGCCAUUCAAGGUGGUUGAAGGUCCUGAUGAUAAGCCUAUGAUUUUGGUUACGCAUGAAGGCAAAGAGAAACAGUGUGCUGCUGAAGAGAUCUCAAGUAUGGUUCUUGCAAAAAUGCGGGAGAUUGCUGAAGUCUAUCUUGGAUCCACUGUGAAGAAUGCAGUGAUCACAGUCCCUGCUUACUUCAAUAAUUCACAGCGCGAGGCUACAAAAAAAGCUGGUAUUACUGCAGGCCUAAAUGUGAUGCGUAUCAUUAAUGAACCAACAGCAGCAGCCAUUGCUUAUGGCCUGGACAAGAAGUCUGGUUGGUAUAGCAAGAGAAAUGUACUCGUAUUUGAUUUGGGUGGGGGUACUUUGGAUGUGUCAAUACUUACAAUAGGUGAUGGUGUCUUUGAAGUGAAAGCCACUGCUGGAGAUACUCAUCUUGGAGGUGAGGACUUCGAUACCAAAAUGGUGAAUUACUGUGUUGAGGAAUUUAAGAGGAAGCACAAUUUGGAUGUCAGUGGAAACAUCAGAACUCUUAGGAGGUUAAGAAAUGCAUGUGAAAAGGCAAAGAGGAGACUUUCAUUUACAACUACAACUGACAUUGAAAUUGAAUGUUUGCAUCAAGGUAUUGAUUUCUAUGUGACUUUCACUCGUGCCAAAUUUGAACUACUCAACCUUGAUUACUUCAAUAAGUGUAUGGAGCCUGUGGAGAAGUGUUUGGAGGAUGCCAAAAUGGACGUAGGUAGUGUGCAUGAUGUCGUUCUUGCUGGUGGCUCUUCUAGAAUUCCCAAGGUGCAACAACUGCUACAAAAUGUGUUCAAGGGGAAGGAGCUGUGCAAGAGCAUGAAUCCUGAUGAGGCAAUAGCAUAUGGUGCAGCUGUUCAAGCUGCAGUUUUGACAGGUGGGAACUUCCUUGGGAAACUUCAAGACUUCACUCUGUUUGAUGUCACCCCUCUGUCACUUGGAACAGAUAGUGCUGAUCCUAGUGACCCUCACAAAAUCGAGCAAUACAUGUGUGUGGUGAUUCCAAGAAACUCUCGCAUUCCCAUCAAGAAGAAACAGGAAUUUGUAACUGUUUAUGACAACCAAAAAUCAGUUGGCUUCCCUGUUUAUGAGGGUGAGAGUAGAAUACCCACACAAAAUAACCUUUUAGGUGAUUUUUCACUUGAUGACAUUCCUCCUGCUCCUGCUGGUGAAGCCAUAUUUGAUGUUUGCUUUGAUAUUGAUGCAAAUGGUAUCUUGAGUGUCUCUGCUGAGGACAUGUCCACAGGCCAAAAGAAGGGGAUUACAAUCAACAGUAAUAGAAGAACUUUUGAAGGCAUUGAUAAUGCGAGGUAGGAAUUGCUAAUUUUAUGGCAUCCUAAGACUGAAUCAGCAAAUGUGUUCGAGAACAUAAUUUUUCUUUUUUCUUUUUAGAGUAAUCCCGCAAAUGGAUGCUCCUUCUUUGGCUUGGUCAUGAGUCUCUUUCAUUAACUCCAGUUAUGAAACAACCCAUGUUUAUUCGAGGGUAUUGUCCUCUUAAGGUUGUUUUAUGGCAUUUACUCUACUUCAGAUAUAAAUCUAUUGUAUUUUGACUA